CCUCCAGGAGGCUAGCACUUGCCUUUCCUCCCUCCAUCCCUCGCCAUCUGUACCCAUUCUUGCUUGCCUAUUUCCAACCUAGCUAUCAAAUCCGUCGACGCUGUUGAUAAUAGCCACACGCCAGAGACAAGGCCAUCAUGUCUGAGGGGACCACUCCCAUCCCGUCACCUCCGGGUCUGCCCUUCCUGGGCAAUGUUGGCGACAUUGAUCCCAACUUCCCGCUGGGAUCCAUGGUCAAUAUGGCCGAGAAAUAUGGCCCCAUCUUUCGUCUCAACAUGCCUGGUAGAAGCGUGGUCAUCUUGUCCACCCAGGAGUUGAUCAAUGAAGCUUGUGACGAGAAAAGGUUUGGCAAGGGCAUCGAAAACGUGCUCAAGGAGAUCAGGAACGGGGUCCACGAUGGCCUCUUCACCGCUCGCAACGAUGAGCCCAACUGGGGCCUUGCCCAUAGAAUCCUCAUGCCUGCGUUCGGGCCAAUGAAGAUCCAAUCCAUGUUUGACGAAAUGCACGACAUUGCCUCGCAGCUGGCCAUGAAGUGGGCUCGACACGGCUCCUCGGUCCCCAUUUUGGCCUCUGAAGACUUCACACGUCUCACACUCGAUACGCUGGCCCUCUGUGCCAUGGACUAUCGCUUCAACUCGUACUACCACGACGAGCUCCACCCCUUCAUCGAGGCAAUGGGCAAUUUCCUCGUAGAGUCUGGAAACAGAUCAAGGAGGCCGCCCUACACCUCCAUACUCUACCGGCACGCCAACCAACAGUACAACGACGACAUUGACCUGUUGCGAGACACAGCCCACGAUGUCUUACAAGCGAGAAAGAAGAACCCCACAGACCGGAAAGACCUUCUCUCCGCUAUGCUUAACGGCGUUGAUCCCAAGACUGGCGGGAAGCUGAGCGACUCGAGCAUCAUCGACAAUCUCAUCACCUUCCUCAUUGCCGGCCACGAGACCACCUCUGGCCUCCUAACGUUCACCUUUUACCAGCUGCUGAGGAACCCUGACGCCUAUCGCAAGGCCCAGAAGGAGAUCGAUGAGGUCAUCGGCUCCGGUCCCAUCAAGGUCGAGCAUAUGUCCAAGCUGCCAUACAUUUCUGCGGUCUUGAGAGAAACACUCCGACUCUCUGCCCCCAUCCCCGCCUUUGGCGUCAAGUCCCUCAAAGACCAGGUCAUCGGAGGGAAGUAUUUCAUCCAAGAGGGACAGCCUUUGGCCUUACUCCUGGCAAAGUCGCACGUCGACCCGGCCGUUUACGGCGAGACGGCGAAUGACUUCAUUCCGGAGCGGAUGCUCGACGAGAAUUUCGACCGCCUCAACAAGGAGUUUCCAAACUGUUGGAAGCCCUUCGGCAACGGGAUGCGCGGCUGCAUCGGCCGGCCAUUUGCUUGGCAGGAGGCCCUCCUCGUCAUGGCCAUGCUGCUGCAGAAUUUCAACUUCAUGCUGGAUGACCCCAACUAUUCCCUGCGUAUCAAGCAGACCCUCACCAUCAAGCCGAAGGACUUCUUCAUGCGGGCCAUUCUCCGCGACGGCCUCACCGCCACCGAGCUGGAUCAUCGCCUCUCCGGCACGCCCCCGGCGACUCCGAGCGGCCAAGAGGCUAGGGCCUCGGGUGCCGCCCCGGCCAAGGAAUCAAAGGUGAAGGGUAAGCCGAUGGCCAUCUUCUACGGAUCCAACACUGGUACUUGCGAGACUCUCGCCCAGCGUCUGGCCUCCGAUGCGCCGGCUCACGGCUUCUCCGCUACGGUGGUCGAGCCAUUGGACGCGGCGAACCAGAAAGUGCCCACGGAUCAGCCGGUAGUUAUCAUUACCGCUUCGUACGAGGGUCAGCCCCCGGAUAACGCGGCACUUUUUGUUUCGUGGCUUCAGAGCUUGAAGGGAAAGGAGAUGGGGGACGUAUCCUAUGCCGUCUAUGGCUGUGGACAUCAUGACUGGGCUCAGACUUUCCAUCGCAUUCCCAAGCUUGUCGACUCGACGCUCGAGAAUCUGGGAGGCACCCGCAUCACGCCGAUGGGCCUGACAGACGCCGCCAAGGGGAACAUGUUUACCGACUUCGAGACAUGGGAGGACGAGACCUUCUGGCCGGCGAUGGCCGAGAAGUACGGCAUCGCCGCGCAGGCCGAAAACGAGCCGUUCUCUUCCACCCUGUCCGUCGAAUUCUCCACGCCCCGCUCCUCGACGCUACGCCAGGACGUCAAGGAGGCGAUCGUCGUCAACACAAAGCUCCUCACAGCCCCCGGGGAGCCAGCGAAGAACCACAUGGAGAUCCAGCUGCCCAGCGACGCACGAUACGCAGCGGGAGAUUACCUGGCCAUCCUCCCGCUGAACCCCCGAGAGAGCGUCAACCGCGUGAUGCGCCACUUCCACAUACCCUGGGACGCGCACAUCACCAUCUCCGCCCACGGCCACACCAGCCUCCCCACCAACAUAUCCACCCCCGUCGCCGACGUCCUCGGCGCCUACGUCGAGCUCGCGCAGCCCGCCACCAAGCGCAGCAUCCUCGCCCUCGCGGGGCUAGCCAAGGACCCCGGCACCGCAGCCAAGCUCGCCCUUCUCGCGGGCGACGACUACGAUGCCGAGAUUGGCGCCAAGCGAGUCUCGGUCCUCGACCUACUCGAGCGCUUCCCCGCCGCCGACCUCCCCUUCGACUCCUUCCUCUCGCUCCUCCCCCCGAUGCGCGUCCGCCAAUACUCCAUCUCCUCCUCCCCUCUCUGGAAGCCCGACCACGUAACCCUGACCUACACCCUCCUCGACUCCCCCUCCCUCUCUGGCCUCCCCGGCCACCGCCACGUCGGCGUCGCCUCCUCGUAUCUCUCCUCCCUGGGCCCCGGCGACAAGCUGCACGUCUCGGUCCGCCCCUCGCACUCCUCCUUCCACCUCCCCGCCGACGCCGACCGCACCCCCAUCAUCUGCGUCGCCGCCGGCACGGGCCUCGCGCCCUUCCGCGGCUUCGUCCAGGAGCGCGCCGCCCAGCUGGCCGCGGGCCGCGAGCUGGCCCCCGCGCUGCUGUUCGUCGGCUGCCGGGCCCCCGCCGUGGACGACCUGUACCGCGACGAGCUCGACCGCUGGGAGGCGCUCGGCGCCGUGGGCGUGCGGAGGGCCUUCAGCCGCCGGCCCGAGGAGGGGGAGGGGUGCAAGUACGUGCAGGACCGCCUGUGGCGGGACCGCGAGGAGGUGAUGGGGUUGUGGGAGCGCGGGGCAAAGGUGUUUGUGUGUGGGUCGAGGCAGGUGGGUGAGGGGGUUAAGAGGGUGGCUAUCGAGAUGGCGAAGGAGAUGAGCAGGCGUAAGGGCAAGGACUCGAACGACGAGGAGGCGCUUAAGUGGUUUGAGGGGAUCAAGAAUGAGAGGUAUGCGACUGAUGUCUUUGACUGAGCCGGCCGUGAUUUGGCGACUCGUGGGACUGGGAGAGAGAUCGGGAAACUGGAUCACAUGCGUCUAUUGGCGUUCUUGUUUUGAAGAGAGAAAAAAAGAAAGGAAAAAAAAAAGCCCAAAUCCGUUUGGGAUAUAUUCCAGGCUGGCGGAGAUUGUACUGUAAUUUUACCAGAUACC
Molecule: messenger RNA, 3539 nt
Organism: Phialemonium atrogriseum
Lineage: Eukaryota; Fungi; Ascomycota; Sordariomycetes; Cephalothecales; Cephalothecaceae
Product: putative bifunctional P-450:NADPH-P450 reductase
Exons: 4
Coding region: 138-3362 (1074 amino acids)
Cellular component (GO): cytosol
Molecular function (GO): NADPH-hemoprotein reductase activity; aromatase activity; FMN binding
Source: RefSeq, a predicted model, not a curated record